GGAAACAGAUUCCUCUCCUCAACCCCGAGCAUCGUCUCCUCCCGAGCGCUACGUUGCACGCCCGCGCCGCCGCCUCCUUGGACUCGUCUCGUCCCCGAGCGCCACACUCCCGCUUGCGGUGGACGGAGGAGCUGCACCGGCAGUUCAUCGAGGCCAUCGAGUGCCUCGGUGGCCAGGAGGACAGAUAUGGAGAAGGGUAAGAAGUCAGGCUCGGGCAGGGGCUACAUUUCUUGGAAUGAUGAUAUGGACAAGGCACUUCUUGACACAUUCGUGGAGUACUACAACAAAGGUGACAGAUGCCAAAAUGGGUGGAAGUCUCAUGUCUACACGACUGCUAUCAAGAAUGUCCGAGAAAGUGCAAUGUGGAAAUCACAAAAGACAACAUCAUGUCAAGGAACAAGACAUUUGACAAGCACCACACUAUCAUCAAUGGUAUGCUAGAAACAAGUGGCUUUAGUUGGGAUUGGAACAAGAACAAGAUAUCUGUCGAUAGUGAUUCUGUAUGGGAGGCUUAUGUGGCAAAAAAUAAAGAAGCUAAUGGGUACAGACACAAGACAGUCUUAUAUUGGGACUCGAUCAACUUGGUGUUUGGGAAAGAUCAUGCAACCGGUGAAGCGGCAAAGACCCCAACUGAUGGUGCGAGAGAUAUGAGUAAGGAAGAGGGAACCGAUAAAGAGCUUACUUCAUCAACAACCUCAGGAAGCUUGAAGAGGCAACGGUCCAGUGAUUCCUUCACCUCAAUGAUGGCGGAGAAAUUAGACAAGUUCACUGAAGCUAUUAGGGAUGAAGCACCAAAAGGGCCGACAUCAAAAGAAAUUUUUAGCACAUUGGAGGAGAUAGACGGGUUAGAUGAAGACACAUUUUUAGACUUGUUUGAUAUCUUAAUAGGUGAUGCGCGCAAGUACGAGUCCUUAUUGGCACUUCCAGUGAUUCUGAGGAAGAGAUGGUUGCUGAAGCAACUUAAAAAGUGAACCGAGUUGUGGUUGGGUUAAUUGAACUGUUGUUGGGUGUGUUUGAUGUUGUUGUCUUAGUAUAUGUUGGGUGAAUUGAACAUCACGUUGAGUAGCAAGUAAUGUGUUCCAAUGAUAUGUAGACAUUUGA
This is a messenger RNA of Zea mays, 1101 nucleotides long. RefSeq lists its product as uncharacterized. The transcript is spliced from 3 exons. Lineage: Eukaryota; Viridiplantae; Streptophyta; Magnoliopsida; Poales; Poaceae. The record is from RefSeq and is a predicted model, not a curated record. The coding region runs from base 297 to 971 and encodes 224 amino acids.